GCGAGAGCUGUACACACUCGUGGUUCUUGAUAUAAAAAAAUAACUUCACUCGCUAUUUACCGGGAAAAGUAUCAGAAUAACUUCUGCACGUUUGUUUACGAGUUAAAUUUAGCGUCGCCACACUUUGUCAACAAAAACACAGCAGCUCAGAAGGAGUUUGUUUUCUAGGUGGAAAUCAUACACAGCCCAUUUGACCGAGCGAGAGAAGGCAGCCGUCUGACUGCUGAUGAUGGAUGACGUGGAGGGAGAGCUGGGACGUCCUGAAGGAGACUUCGAGGAUGACAACGACCUUUCAGACAACACCUCUACCAGAGGAAAGAGAAAAUCCAAGUUCUCACCGGGUAUUCCCAUGUGUGUAGAAACAUUGAAGGAAACUGGGUUCCACCAGAGCACCAGGCUCUGUCUGGAGCACAUCAGAGAGGCAAUGCUGCAUCAUCGAUGGCAGGAGGCAGCAGAAUUUAUGGCGUGUUACCCCCAAAUGUUAGAAAACACAACUCGCGACUCCACAAAGCAAUAUAAAGAGGUUAUUUGGAGACUCAGCACUGAGAUCCUUCACCAUCACCACAACUCAAAGAUGGAGGAUUACAACAACAUCUAUGAACGAAUAAAACACUCAGGAGUAAAACAUUACCUGAUGAUCAGUCUGGAACACGCCUUCCACAUGCUGCUCAACGGCCACAUUGAAGAUGCAAAGCGUCACCUGUUGGCUGCUGAAAGCUGGAGGUACGGGAAGGAGUCAACGGACCAGUACCAGAAGGUGAAGCUGAUCCAGGCCUACAGAAGCCUGCUGGAUUAUAUCAUCUGGUGUGACAAGAAGUUCACACUCUCUGGCGGCAACUUUAAUGACCCUGUGGGCAACCAGGAGAUGCAGAACUAUUUCAGACAGGCUUCUGUGAAUCUGAAGGAUAUUUUGAAAAAUCCUGGAGUCUGGGAUCAAUUCAUACUGAGUUAUGUUGAGAUGCUGGAGUUCUAUGAGGAUCACGAUGAGGCUCUGAAUGUCCUGAACGACUACGCAUAUGACAACAACUUUCCUCCUAAUCCCAAUGCACAUGUCUUUCUGUACCAGUACCUAAAGCGACACAAUUCUCCGGGGACCAAACUGAUGAAAGCAUUGAAGAUCCUCUGUGUAUCAGUCCCCAGCCAUGAGUUGAUGUUGGAGUACGGCUCUCUCCUGCUUCAGUCAGAGAAAGCCAGUCAUUUGCCCAAAGCUUUAGGAGUCGUUCUGGAAAUGCUGGAUUUCGCCUGCUGGAGGAGCAACCUGGACGUGUGGAAGCAUUUAAAAGCCGUCAUUCAGAAAUUACAGUUACGAGAAGACUGGAGGAAGGUGGUCCUUGAAAAAAUGGCGGGAAGAAAAGACUGGUGGCCGGUUCUCCACUUCACGAGCUUCCACGCCAGAAAAGACUCAGAGGUGAACCCAGAGCUGAUGGAGGUGAAGGCAUCACUCAUAGAAGUCCUCUGCCCGGAUAUAACUCUGAAGUACUGUGCUGCAGGGUCGAGCAGCUGAGAGUGGACCUGAGAGAGGAGCACAGAGAAAAUAUUGAAUUGUGUGGAUUCAGGGACGAGGCUGAGAUCCUUUCAGGAAUCAUCAGAAAACACGGACAAAUGUUUUGAUGACGAAGAGGAGUUUUCAUAAAUGGGAAAAUAACAAGAUUUAUUUUUAACAAAAAACAUUGUUCCCUCAUUUGCCAUGUUGCAUCAUGAGCUCUAUCAUGAAAGCACAUGCUAUACAGUCCAGCAGGUGGCGCUGUUGCUCUGUAUAUGUUUGCACUGAGUGUCUGGAGGGUAUGACCACCUGAUUUUGACAGAAACUGAGUGCUGCGCUGAAUCAGUGUUCACGCUCGCUCUCAUGGUUUCUGUAAACAUCUUAAUGAGAGCUGAGUCUCGCUCGGGCCUCCACCGACCUUUGACCAGCGUGUCGGGGGGUUUUAAGGUCAUUAGUGAGCGAGCGCCACACCGAGCCUGAGGGAUCCUCUCUCUGUCAACUCCACUGUCACGUCAGAACAGUACAAUGACCCUUCCGCCAUAUCAUUUGCAGCAGGGAAAGUCCAUGGGGCAGACCAAUGACAAGCGGUUACCGUGAACGGCUUUAAAAUGUUUUUCUGUAACAAUCAUUUCUCGAUUUACGUGAGUGGAAAAGAGAAGCUGGAAUAUUUUUGCACAGAAUCACUCUAUCCAUCACUGUCAGGCCCUGAUUUCAGUAAAGAGACUCGUACGUUUUGAAGCAACAAAAAAAAAUAGAGAUAUUUUUGUACUGAGAAUGUUUCCAGUGGCUCGACAGGAAACUCGGCCUUCAGAAGCUGCGCUUUGCUCUCCUCCUUUUGUACUGAGCCAUGAAAUAAAUCUCGCAUCCAGCAGCAUGCCAAUUUAAUAAGUGAAA
Messenger RNA from Limanda limanda (common dab), 2377 nucleotides. RefSeq names its product TATA box binding protein (TBP)-associated factor, RNA polymerase I, A (gene taf1a). The transcript is spliced from 11 exons. The record is from RefSeq and is a predicted model, not a curated record. Gene Ontology annotation, cellular component: RNA polymerase I transcription regulator complex. Bases 227 to 1504 code for a protein of 425 amino acids. Lineage: Eukaryota; Metazoa; Chordata; Actinopteri; Pleuronectiformes; Pleuronectidae. Gene Ontology annotation, biological process: transcription by RNA polymerase I.